AAAGUAAAUAUAUCUGUAGGAUACCUCUUGUACAUAAACUCGAUACAGCUUUGCUAUUUAGCCGCGCUAUAUGAAGGAUGGGCACUGCUAAUCUGUGUACUCUUUAUGAGCGAGUCAGGGCGUUCACGCACUCUCUCACGGAUACCAAGUUAAAUCUAACAAACUUGGAACUUCACGAGAUUCCCGAUGAUGUGGCAGAAUUGCUGUCCAAAGACAACGCUGGUAGUCGGCUCACACACCUAGAUUUAUCACACAACACGUUGAGCUCGAUACCUGCAACGCUGCUGAAUUCGAUACCAAACCUCCGCAUACUAUUUUGCUCUAGCAAUGUGUUCAAAACUCUGCCGGAUUUACGUACAGUAUCAUCCCUGUUCAUGGUCAGUUUCAGAUCCAAUCUGUUCUCUGGGGAACUCGGUGUGCAGCAACUGCCCUCGACUGUAGGCUGGUUAAUUCUCACAGACAACCAGAUCACGGCCCUACCAGAGAAUUUUGGUACGCAUCUGCCACGUGUACGAAAGCUCAUGCUGGCCAAUAACCAGUUGACCACUUUACCACCCUUGCUGGCAGAGAGUGGUCUCAAUGACAACCUGGAGUUGAUACGCUUGUCAAACAACAAGUUUGAGCAGAUACCAGAAUGCUUGCUUCACUUUAGCAAGUUGUCUUGGUUGGGUUUGGGCGGCAACCCCUGCACUGCGUCUUCCAUCCAGUCGCUGAGUGAGUUGGACCAAUCUCUUCGGGUAGAUGUGAAUGAUUAUGUCCUCGAGACCUUGCCUUCGCUGGGUACAGGGGCUAGUGGAAAUGUGUAUUUAGCUAUGGCUCGUGGUGCGUACGUCCAUACCAAGAAUACGCAAAGUAAUAUCCACUCGGAAGAAGACGACGAGAAGGCUGUGAUUGACAGUACACACAAGGACGCUGUGGCUAUCAAACUAUUUAAAGGAGAGUUAACGUCGGAUGGACAUGUAUUAGAUGAGGUGCAAACAGCUGUGGCACUCCGCAAUGUGGAAGGACUAAUACCAGUACACGCCUACGUAGGGGCGGAUAAUGGUGCGGGCGCUGGGCUUGUUAUGAGUCUGAUCAGGGACAUGCAUAGCCUGGGAGACCCUCCAUCGUUCGCGAGCGUCACAAGAGAUGUGUACCCGGGCGCCAAAAGGUUCGAUACCAUCGAACAGGCCAGAAGGUUUUUGCUCUGUAUAAGUGGCGUGGCUAAAGAGAUUCACGCACUUAAACACACCCACGGAGACUUGUACGCUCACAAUAUACUAUAUUCAUCAUCGACGAAUGAAAGCUACUUGACGGAUAUGGGUGCAGCAUUUCCUUAUAAGGACGACCGCAUUGAGUUGUUGGAGGUACGUGCCUUCGGAUGUUUAAUCGAAGAGAUGUGUGAUCAGUGUGAUGCGUAUGACACGGAUAAAGAUGUCCGGGAUGCCCUACUGGCACUGGCCAAAGAGUGUAUGGGUGCAGACUUAAGCGCGAGACCCCGAUUUAGUGUAGUGGCAGAGAGGUUGAGUAAAUUUUAGAAUAUAAUAAUAUAUACUAUUUUAAUAUGCUGUACCCAUAAGUGAGUGAUUAUUUAAAGAGGACGACAUUUGAUAUGUGAGAUAUGG
This is a messenger RNA of Sphaeroforma arctica JP610, 1604 nucleotides long. RefSeq lists its product as hypothetical. The transcript has a single exon. Gene Ontology annotation, molecular function: ATP binding; protein kinase activity; protein binding. The record is from RefSeq and is a predicted model, not a curated record. NCBI's taxonomy places the organism in Eukaryota, Ichthyosporea, Ichthyophonida. Bases 78 to 1517 code for a protein of 479 amino acids. Gene Ontology annotation, biological process: protein phosphorylation.